CCAGCCCUUGCUCGCGCUCGCUAGCUCCCCUGCGUGCACAUGCAGAGCCUCGACUUCUUCCCAAAGACCCAGCCGGGGCUGACGGAGCGCACCUUGAGCGGUGGCGUCAUCUCGGCCGCCUCGCUGCUCUUCGUCCUCUGGGCCGGUGCCUCUGAGCUCUCCGACUGCUGGCGCGUCGUCACCGACGAGAGGCUCGUGCCACAGGCGACGUCCGAGCACUCCAACACGCUGUCGAUCAACCUGGACGUGGUCUUCCCGUCGACGCCGUGCUCCGAGGUUGUCGUCGAACUCACCGACGAGACUGGACGCGAGCAGCUCCGGCCCACCGACUCGCUCUCCAAGCUGCGCAUGUCUGCUGGAGGCAGCCCAGUCGGCCUCCCCGAGGAGCUCGGCUUUGAGGCUCGCGCGGCGCUCGGCGUGCGGAUGCGACGCUUCAUGCACAUGCUGCACGAUUGCAUCGUCGCCCUCCUCUCCUUCUCCGCCACCUCGGGCUGUGCGCGCGACUACACGGCGCCUUGCCCGUCAGACUGGGAGCACCAGGGCCGAGGCAUGUGCGAGGCCCCGUCGUGGUACUUUGGCAGCUGCCCGCAGUCGGCCGGCUUCUCCGGCUACAGCGACGCGGACAAGCGAGAGUGGGCGGCGCGGUGUGGCGCUAAUUGGGCGUGCCUCGAGCACGGCCACCACACCUCGCGGCCGGUCCUGAUGCGCGGCUGGAACGCGACGGUCGCGACCGCCGUCACCGGCGACGCGCUCCUGCGGCUGCGCGCAAAGAUGGGUACCCGCCGAGCGGAGGCGACGGCGGGGGAGGCGGCGGCGGCGGCGGCGGCGGCGGCGGGACUCGGGGACGCGGCGGCGGCGGCGGCGGCGGUGGCGCAGGCGGCAGGCCCGGGCGGGGCGGCGGAGGCGGCGCGGGUGGCCGAGGUGCUCGCCACGGCGGUGGAGUACCACUGGCCGGCGUCCGAGGCGGGCAGCACGCCAGACCACCUCCUCGCCGCAGGGCUGGCAGACACGCUCAGCUCCCGCUUGCGACCGCUGCUCGCCAACGCGCCCUCGACGCUCGCUCCCGACGACGCGGCGGCGGAGCGGGCGGAGGACGACGCGCAGAGCCGGCUGAGGCUGGAGCCGGAGGCGGUGGCGGACCCGGCCAGCUUCUUGACGAGCCGGUGCGACGCGGCCUCCGCCUCGCUGCGGCGGGUCGAGGCGUUGGCAAAGGGGUCGGACGGGGGGGCGGCGGCGGCGGCGGAGGUGCACAAGUCGUGGCUCCGCGCGGCGGAGGAGGUGGAGAGGCUCGACGACGCGCUGCACGGCUUUGUGGGCGACGAGGAGGUGUCUCGGCGGCACGGGUACUCGGGUUUGCGCGCCAACCUGACGGCGAUGCUCUCGGAGGCGACGCACCUCUCGCCGGGUGAGGCGGCGCACGCGUCGCUCGCGGCGGCGGUGGAGGAGAUGCUCACAACACUUGGUGAGCUCGAGGAGGGCGCGGACGGCGACGAGCGGCAGCGGCUCGAAGCGCUGCUCGAGGCUCGGAUGGCGCAGUUGCUGCGAGCGCUCGAGCUCCUCUCGGGCGGCCAGGAUGGCGAGGGUUGCGCCGUGUUCGGGUCGCUCUCCGCGCCGCGCGUCGCCGCGUCGCUCCGCAUCUCGCCCGCGCACUCCCGCGCCGACGGGCGGGUGCCGCACGCGAGGGCCAUGCCGCGCUUCGAGGCGCGGCACGCGGAUCGCUUCAACGCUUCGCACACGAUCCGCCACCUGUCGUUUGGCGCUUUCUUCCCCGGCAAGCUGCACCCGCUGGACGGCGUGUCAAAGGCGACCGGCAGCGGCGCGGCGGAGAUGCGCUAUCUUCUCAAGGUGGUGCCGUGCGCGCACACGGCGCUCGACGGCACCGUCACGCCCUCCUCCCUCUUCUCCGUGACGGAGCACACGAGGCAGGUGCAGUGGCGGGCCGGCUCGCGCUCGUCGCUGCCGGGCGUGCUGCUGCAGUACGACAUCGUCGGCCAGAAGGUCGUCCUCACCGAGCGGCGCGGCGCGGGGCUGCUGCGGGCGGUCGCGCGCGUGUGCGCCCUCGUGGGCGGCGUGUUCACGGUAGCGGGGAUCGUCGACUCGCUCGUCUACCAGAGCGUAAAGCAUUCGCUCGGCAAGCAAAGCUAGGUGGCGUGUGGUUGUUGCUGCGCGUUGUGUGAUGUCAGUGUCUCUUGCGACUACUUUUGGUUUAUUCGGGUACCGCGCGCGAACCGCGAUGG
Emiliania huxleyi CCMP1516 is the source of this 2237-nucleotide messenger RNA. RefSeq lists its product as hypothetical. The record is from RefSeq and is a predicted model, not a curated record. Gene Ontology annotation, cellular component: COPII-coated ER to Golgi transport vesicle; endoplasmic reticulum. Lineage: Eukaryota; Haptophyta; Isochrysidales; Noelaerhabdaceae. The transcript has 17 exons. Bases 40 to 2145 code for a protein of 701 amino acids.